Molecule: messenger RNA, 989 nt
Organism: Thalassophryne amazonica
Lineage: Eukaryota; Metazoa; Chordata; Actinopteri; Batrachoidiformes; Batrachoididae
Product: visual system homeobox 2
Exons: 3
Coding region: 145-945 (266 amino acids)
Biological process (GO): regulation of transcription by RNA polymerase II
Molecular function (GO): RNA polymerase II transcription regulatory region sequence-specific DNA binding; DNA-binding transcription factor activity, RNA polymerase II-specific
Source: RefSeq, a predicted model, not a curated record
ACAGCAUCCAUACAAGACACACGCGGCUUUACCUUAUUAUUAGGUUGUUUUUUUUUAGACACCUGAUGUUGUCCCUAUAGUAGGAGCCAUCUGGCCCCUUUUCCAACGACUGGCGCUUCAUGUUGCAUUCUUAACAGAUUGGACAUGUUUGGCCCUGGGCAACUGGUAUCUACACUCUUGCCUGCAGUUUUCCAUUCACCUACAGGCCACUUUUUCCCUGCAUUCCCAACCAGGCUGGGAUCUCAUCCUCACAUCCUGAUCCCUGGGCCUUUUAUCAGCUACGAAUCCUUGAGGAGUUACCUGCAGCCAGAACCAUGCAAGGAUGCUUUGAUUGUGGCUACUCAGGUGGUAGGGAUGGGGCAACUGGCAGAGGGAAUAGAUGAACACAGGCCAGUGAAGCAGCGCCGGGCCCGGGCCAACUACAGCAGCUGGCAGCUGGAGGAGCUGGAGAAGGCUUUUGAGACAACCCACUACCCAGACAUCUUCAUGAGGGAGGCCCUGGCCCUCCAACUGGACCUCAUCGAGGCCCGAGUGCAGGUUUGGUUUCAAAACCGUCGCGCUAAAAUGCGGCGGCAGCUGAAGCUCCAAGGUCAGCUCGCGGGGCCUUCUACAAAAAGAGAUGAUGAGGAAAUGGCUGAGAGAGCAAGAAGCGAUUUAAAACAGCCGACACAAAGCUUUGAGCACAGGGAGAAACAACAGGAAGGAGAAAACUAUCUGUGGACACAAGCUCCGGGCGCGCCGCUGAGCCUGCGUAGGCCGUCUGUCACCCAGAGGUCAGGGAAAUGGGAGAGGCCAGUGGGGAUGAGCUCCGAGGAGCUGCACUCCAGCAGCAUCGCCAAGCUGCGUGCGAAAGCCAGAGAGCAUAAAGCCGAGCUCCAGAUCACUGUAAACAUGUCAGGAGGCGUCGCACGGGCACAAACACGGGAAAGUGCUGCCACGCAGUGACUGAUCGGUUUCCUUCUUCCUCUUUAUACAGAUAAUUAUCUCCA